AUCAGGGUUGAAUGUUAAAAAGGGAGCGUAUUUAGCGACACUCCUGGCCCCGAAGAAAGGAACUGAGGCGACACGAACCCCCUGUCCAACACCCAGAAGACGAGAGACCAGUGCCAGGGCCGCCAGCAGCUGUUAGGCGCUUUUUGGUGACGCGGCCGCCGCGCGCAGACGCUGUGACGGGCCACGGAAUUCCACGUCGCAGGUUCCGCAAAGGCCUGUGGGAGCGACCGGUAGGAGGGCCAGGAUGGCAGAAGCGGUGGAGUCUCCAGGAGACCCGGGGACAACAACGCCCAGGCCCCUGUUUGCAGGCCUUUCUGAUAUAUCUAUCCCACAAGACAUCCCUGUGGAAGGAGAAAUCACCAUUCCUGUGAGAUCGCGCGUUCGGGAAUUUGACAGCUCCACAUUAAAUGAGUCUGUUCAGAAUACCAUUAUGCGUGAUCUAAAAGCUGUUGGGAAAAAAUUCAUGCAUGUUUUGUACCCAAGGAAAAGUAAUACUCUUUUGAGAGAUUGGGAUUUAUGGGGCCCUUUGAUCCUUUGUGUGACGCUUGCAUUAAUGCUUCAAAGAGGCUCUGUAGAUAGCGAAAAAGAUGGAGGGCCCCAGUUUGCAGAAGUGUUUGUCAUUGUCUGGUUUGGUGCAGUUACCAUCACCCUCAACUCAAAACUUCUUGGAGGAAACAUAUCUUUUUUUCAGAGCCUUUGUGUGCUGGGAUACUGUAUACUUCCCCUGACAAUGGCAAUGCUGGUUUGCCGGCUGGUACUUUUGGCUGAGCCAGGACCAAUAAACUUCAUGGUCCGGCUUUUUGUGGUGAUCAUCAUGUUUGCCUGGUCUAUAGUAGCUUCUACAGCUUUUCUUGCUGAUAGCCAGCCUCCAAACCGCAAAGCCCUUGCCGUUUAUCCUGUGUUCUUGUUUUAUUUUGUCAUCAGUUGGAUGAUUCUCACCUUCACUCCUCAGUAAAUGGAAAUUAAAAACCAGGGAAUUCAAAACUCAUCUCAAAGAUGCAGUUCACCACGAAGCUUUGCCUCUGGCCCUCUUUUGUCUAUUUUGGAGUUACUUGGUAACUGGGUGUGUGAGGUGAUUUAAAGGGAGCCAUAAAGCACUGUCACAGUUUAUGUAAGGAACUGUUUGAAAAGCUGUCCUUUCCCUCUUAAUGUUACUUCUUUAAAAUAUGUGUGCAUAGUACACACAAUAUAAUGCCUCCUAAGGCAUGAUGGGAUCACUGUGGUUCAUUUGGGUGACAGCCAAUGACUUGGAAAGCAACAUGGAUUCAUUCUGCAAGUUGAAUAGAGUUGGUAACUAUAUUUUCAGUUUUGAGAAUACCAGUUCAGGUGCAGCUCUUAAACAUAUUGCCUUAUGACUAUUAGAAUAUUCCUCUCUUUUCAUAAAUAAGAAGGGAUAGCCUGUCUAUUUUAUUUCUCUUAAGCAUAAAAAGACAAUGACAGAGGUUGGGAAGGGGGUUCAUAGAUGUGGGAGGAGAAAACAUGCACUAACCAAAAUUCAGAUUUUGAUUAGAGACAAUUCUGCACUUGUUGCUUAAAAAAAAUCAAAGGACAUCUAAAGCAUAAGUUUUUUUAGUCUUUCUGUAUAGUCACCUCUCUGCCAUGUUAAAUAGCAGCUCAGUGACACUUUAAUUUUCUCAGUGACACUUUAAUUUUAAUCUUACUCCCAAGUUCUGCAUUUGCAAGCUAAGAUAUUAGCAGUGAACAUGUAAUUUUUCUUCGACUGAAGCUCUUAGUGGACCAAUGCUUGAACUUACCCAAGUAGAAGACCUCAGAAAUUUAGAUUGGUAGGUCCCUGAUGCAUAUUAUCAUGUGGGCACCUUCUAUUCAGGGUAGAAUGAGGCAGUUUGGAUACAACAUAACUCUAAGGAAUUUCUUGCUGUUCUGUGUGGUCUGGCCUCUAACUAGAAAGUAAAGCUAAAUCAGAAGGCUGCAUUCAACCAUGUGAACAUGGAGGGAUUUAGUGUUCUGAUGGCUGAUUGACAGAACAGCUACAUGCUUAAAGCAUUACAUAGGAUGAGUUGAGUUUACAGCUGCCACCUUUUCUACUAAUGGGCUUAGCAGUUUUUUGAUUAGGUGCGUUUUUCAGGUUGGGAAAUAAUGGUUUAUUUUCUUGGUUUUAAACUUCUAUUUGUAAAGCUAGUUAGAUUUCUUUUAGACAGCUACUUUUUUGCACAUGUGCACCUACUUGUAUUCUCAGCUGUUUAUGCACACAAGUCUGAAGGGAGCAGAGUGUCUGAGACAGGCUGAUUCUGAGCUAAUUGGGGCUCCUUUAAGUUAAUAUGAGCUGCUGACUUCUGUAAAUUGCACAGUGAAGAACUCUUAAUAGACAAAAAUUAGGAGUCAGGCAGAAAACAUUGUAAAUAUACAGUUACUUACAAAUAUAGCAAUUUCUUAUUCCACAUUUUUUCUUUAUCAUGAAAUUUAAAUAUUUAUUCAUUUGCAUUUGAAGAUGACCUACACAUUGAUAUGUAAUUUUAAAAGCAUAUUUUCCUCAUCCCUGGAUUAACCAAGACCAAGUGAACAGUACUAGGACAAAUGAGUCCUUGGAAUGAUAUUCAAUUAUAGAGCAUUGCAAAGUGGGUCUCUCUGUCCCGGUCUUGUCCAGAUAUUUUGGUUAUGUAUUUGUUUCAAUUUCCCUUUACAAUUUCAAAAUAAAUCCUGUUAGGACAAAGCCAAUAUUUCAUUCUUGAACUGGUAAAUAUUUAUAUUUUGAAAUAUUUUGAAACUGGUUCUAAGUUUGAAAUUGGUCCUAACUUGUCAUCUGUUUCCACUGUCUGAAAUUUUCUAACUUCUCACGAAACACACUCUCUUCCAAAGUUGUUUUGUAAUCUGUCCCAAUGAUUAUAAUGUAAAAUGAAAGAAAUAAUCAUGCUUCUUAAAAGGGAAUUAAAUCUUUACUGAAUUUUACUCAGGCUAAAUAUUUGAUCAGAAAUUCCUAAGGCCACAACUUUGGUGGGGGUCUGUGUGUGGUUGGGGGUAGAGGGAGGGUAUUACACAUAUUGGGUGUUAAGGUAACUUGUUCUGUUUUAAUCUGUUGGUUUUGGGUGACUUAGGGAAUAGUUUUAUUUGAAAUUAUCUUUCUGAAAAUGAGUGGUCAGUUUGAGGGCAUAAAUAAAUAUUAAUAUAUGCAAAAAAGUGCAUUGCUUUCUGGCACAGAAGAUCUGAAUAUCUGGAAGUCGUAACCCUCAAAACAACUUUCCCUGAUUUGCUGCAGAGGCACAUGGCUAAUUAUAGAAAGCAAGACCAGAAGGGAAAAGGACUCGAACAAAGGAAACUCUGUUCCAAGAAUUGGAAGGUUUCAUGUUUUAGAUGAAAUUCAAGCGUGUGAGCAUCAUUGCCUAAUGUGGUGCAUUACUGCCAUUGUGGUUUAUCACUUGCUGCUCCUACUUCUGAGAUUGACUGUUGUCAUAUUCUUCUAGCAAUAGGAAAGUUGAAGAUUGGAUUUAAUUGCUGUUCAGAUUAUAAAAAACUCAAUUGAUGCAAAUAUCUUUAUGCAGUAGUGUUAAAAUUCAGUCACUAAUUGUCAGAUCUUUUGCCUUUUGCCUCUUAAGUGACUUAUUGCGUGAGUUGAGUUGUAUCUUCUUGUUGUGUUGGGGAUUUUCUUUUGUGCAAAGUGAGGGGGACCACAGGGCAUGGUAAACAUUAUACUGUUUAGUUGUUUUUUUAUAAAGUGUCCCCAAAAAGUGAUUAGAAGGCUAGUAAGCAUAUAUUUGAAAGUUUAACUGUGUACACUACAUAAUCUAAGCACUUAACUGUAUUUGGACUUCUUGUUUAUUCCUGGAGAUGAAAAUGAAAAUCUCCCAUCAUUUCAGAUUCUUGGGUAGCUUCAGGUCAUUGAAAUUUACCUAAAACCUAUCCUGAUAUGAUCAGACAUCCAUUGCAUGCAGUUGUUUCAUUCCAGAUUAGAAUACUGAAAUUGUGAUUCUUAAACUGUUCAUUUCUCAGACAAUUUGGAUAGAAUAAAUGUGUGAAUGUUAAUCCAUAUAUCAUAUAUGUAAAAUAGAAAUACUUUUCUGGAUUCUGUGGGCUUUUAUUAAAAAUAAUUUCUAGGGAUUUACUUAGGCCAUAGGAUGGCUAAAUAAUAAUGUAACAAUAAUAUUACUACUAAUAAUAGCUAACAUUUAUUGGGCACUUACUGUGUACCAAACACUUCUAUUUUUUUAAGAAUUUUUAUAACAUCUUUAUUGGGAUACACUUACCACAAAAUUCACCCUUUUAAAGUAAUGUACAGUUCAGUGAUUUUUCAGUAUAUUUACAUAAUAGUGCGCCUAUCACCAUUAUCUCAUUUUAGAACAUUCUAUUAUUCCACAAAGAAACCCCAUAUCCAUUAGCAGUCACUCCUUGUUUCCCUUUUCCCCACCCCCUGGCAGCUAUCAGUCUUCUUUCUGUGUCUGUUGAUUUGGCCAGUGUGUCUCCUCCAGUCUUCAACAUAAAGUGGUACAAUCCUCAUUUUGUUGUUGUUGUUCAGUCACCAAAUAGUAUUCGACUCUUCAUGACCCCAUGGACUGCAGCAUGCCAGGCUUCCCUGUCCCUCACUGUCUCCCGGAGUUUGCCCAAGUUCAUGUCCAUUGAAUUGGUGAUACCAUCCAGCCAUCUCAUCCUCAGUCGCCCUCUUCUUCUGCCUUCAAUCUUUCCCAGCAUCAGGGUCUUUUCCAAAAUCCUCAUUUUACUGGUAGAAAAUUGAGGCACAGAAAGAUUAAUUAAAUCAUCCAAGGUCACACAGUAAAUUGAUUUAAAAUAGGAAAACACAUUAUCUGAGAUCAUAGUAGGACAAUAGUUUUGAACUGCAUUGUUAUGCAUAUGAAAUAAACCCUCCCCAGGGUAUGUUCCCCAUUAUUAGCCAUUACAACCUACAGCUAUAGGUGGUCAAUAACCUGUUCUUUUUUUUCUGAGUACUAGAGCAGUACAUUUAGCAGCAUCUGAGGAAAACACAAGAGCAGUUGUACAUUGGGAAGUUAGGUUUGCUGCCCUCACUCCUUGAGCCCCUCCCCUCCUCACACCACCAGACACACAUAUCCCUCCCCCUUAAGGGAUCUUAAGAAUCUUAAGAAUCAGGUCUUAAUAAUCAAGCAGCUUCUGCCUCUUUGUUUUAUUUUUUCUAGAGGGAUAGUUAACACAUCAAAAUUUAACUUGUCUAUUCAGGUGUUUAUAGUCAAGAGAUGCCGCUGGUCACAUAUAGUACCAGCUAUAUUCCUAAGACCUCAGAGAGCAGUAGUAUGAGAAUAGAAUGCAUUUCUACUUGGGUAAACUAGGUGGGAGGGAGAAAUAACACAGUAAAUAAAGGUUUUGCCUUAAUGAAUUUAGUGUUCCAGCCUCUUAGGAAGUGGCCACAUGCUGCUCUUGUUCACUCUGUUCUCUUUCAGAGCAUUUGUACUCUGCAUCAUCACUGCUGGUAUUUCUUGGUCUUCUUCAAUAUGCUGUUUUAAUCCUCAUCUUUCCUAUAAAGAACCUGUGAAAAGAAUAAAUCUGUAAAAUGAUUUGUGAAUAUUAAAUGUACAAAUAAAAAACACUGGAAAUGGAGAA
Molecule: messenger RNA, 5523 nt
Organism: Cervus elaphus (red deer)
Lineage: Eukaryota; Metazoa; Chordata; Mammalia; Artiodactyla; Cervidae
Gene: YIPF6
Product: Yip1 domain family member 6
Exons: 7
Coding region: 245-955 (236 amino acids)
Biological process (GO): endoplasmic reticulum to Golgi vesicle-mediated transport
Cellular component (GO): trans-Golgi network; membrane
Source: RefSeq, a predicted model, not a curated record